AUGUCGUCCGACCACGAAGACUUCCACGACGAAAUCCCGCAGCCGAUCGAGACGGACCUCUAUGGCAUCCUGGGGGUCAGCGAAGAUGCCACCCCGGACCAGAUCAAAUCUGCCUAUCGCAAACAAGCGCUGAAGAAUCACCCAGACAAGGUAUCGGCCGACUCCAAAGACGAAGCCAACGAGAAAUUCCAACAGAUCGCCUUCGCCUACGCCAUCCUCUCCGAUGAGAAACGACGCAAACGAUUCGACCUGACCGGCAGCACAUCCGAAGCCGUCGAGGAAGAUGGCGACUUCAAUUGGAUGGACUUCUACCGCGAACAAUUCUCCAGCGCGAUCGAUGAGAAUGCCCUGGAUCAGUUCAAAAAGGAUUACCAGGGGUCCGAGGAGGAAGAGCGGGACGUGCUCGCGGCGUUUGACAAGUACCGCGGCGAUCUGGACAAGGUCUACGAAUCUGUCAUGCUGUGCAAUGUGAUCGACGACGACAAUCGAUUCCGCACCAUGAUCGACAAGGCCAUCGACGAGGGCAAGGUCGAGAAGCACGCGAAGUAUGCGAACGAACCAGAGAAGAAGAAACAGCAGCGAUUGAAGCGGGCGCAGAAGGAGGCCAAAGAAGCGGAGAAGCUGGCCAAAGAGCUGGAGGAGAAAAAAGACGAUAAGAAGAAAGGGGGACAGAAGAAGAACAAGAAGGACACGCCGGCGAAUGACAACGAUCUGCUAUCGAUAAUCCAGGCGCGACAGGCUUCCCGGGCGGAUUCGUUUUUCGACCGGCUGGAGGAGAAAUAUGCCGGGGGCAAGAAGCGGACCGGGAAGUUCGACGAACCCCCGGAGGCAGCGUUCGAGGCGACGGCUGCUCGACAGACGUCGAAGAAGAAGAAAACCAAGGCUUGA
Aspergillus affinis is the source of this 888-nucleotide messenger RNA. RefSeq names its product DnaJ domain protein. Lineage: Eukaryota; Fungi; Ascomycota; Eurotiomycetes; Eurotiales; Aspergillaceae. The record is from RefSeq and is a predicted model, not a curated record. Gene Ontology annotation, cellular component: nucleus; cytoplasm. Gene Ontology annotation, molecular function: heat shock protein binding. Bases 1 to 888 code for a protein of 295 amino acids. The transcript is spliced from 2 exons.